UGAUGAUGACAUUUAACUUGUCAGAUUUUGUAUGCAGUCUGUCUGUUUUCAGACGCCUGAACAAUGUAAAGUAGUGCAAAAAAUGAAGUUUCAAUUAAAAUUGAAAGUUAUCCUGCUAAUCUGGAUUCAAACCGUUGAUGCUUUCGGGUCAGUUCCAAGUUUAAAACAUUACGACACACUGCAUGCUUCGCAACUUGGUCAUUCGAUUGUGAAACGUGGAAUAAAAGAAAGCACUCAUCCUUACAACUCGAUCAAAGAACUUUCGUUUUCUGCUCUGGGAAAAGAUUUUCGGUUGAUCCUUCAUCCAAGUAAAGGGAUAUUGCAUCACAACUUCCAGUCCUAUGCAGUUGAUGGUGAUGGAGUGGAAAAACCAAUUCUUGGAGGUGACACUGGAUUCUACCAAGGUCGAGUAUUUGGUGAAACACGUUCUCAUGUCAAUGCACACAUAGAGGAUGGGCUCUUAACUGCUUCAAUUGUUACAAAAGAGGACUCUUAUCAUGUUGAACCCUCUUGGAGACAUUUACCUGAGUCCAAUCAAGAAUCCAUGAUUGUAUACAGGGGUUCUGAUGUAAUAUUUGAUCAUGAACCUCCGAAGUGGAAUUUUUGGACUUCAAGCUCUGUUGAGAAAAACCAUUCAUUUGCUAGAACAUGCGCCUCCGUACAGGAAGAAGGAAAUGCGACAGAAGAGGCAGUGCACGCUUCAGAACAAUUAAUGAUACUCGAAGCAGAGAAUAGUGGCCGCAACAAGCGACAAGCUGGUGUUGGUCCGCCAGACCCGUACGGCUUUAGUGCUGCUAAGACUAGAUGCCCAUUAUUAUUGGUGGCUGAUUAUCGAUUCUUCCGUGAAAUGGGUGGAGGAUCUACCAAGACGACUAUUAACUAUUUGAUCAGUCUGGUGGAUCGUGUUCACGCUCUUUAUGCUGCCACAAUAUGGAGAGAUGGUAACGAAAAUGAAAGUGACUCUCCUGUUCUAUCCGGAUUAGGUUUCGUGAUCAAGAAAAUUGUGGUUCACACGGAAGCCACACGAGUUAGAGAGAGUGAGCUUCACUACAACAUGGAAAAACCAACUUGGGAUGUCCGUACACUUCUUGAAGUCUUUAGUCGAGAGUAUAGCCACAAAGACUACUGCCUGGCCCACUUGUUUACAGACAUCAAAUUUGAAGGUGGCAUAUUAGGUUUAGCAUAUGUAGGUAGCCCGCGGCGAAAUUCUGUCGGCGGAAUCUGUACACCAGAAUAUUUUAAAAGCGGAUACACGCUGUACUUAAACUCUGGACUGAGCUCUUCGCGGAACCACUACGGCCAAAGAGUAGUAACACGAGAAGCAGACUUGGUUACAGCUCAUGAACUUGGUCACAACUGGGGUUCUGAACACGACCCAGAUUUACCCGAAUGUAGUCCCCCAGCUUCUCAGGGUGGUUCUUACUUAAUGUACACUUACUCAGUUUCGGGUUAUGAUGUCAACAACAAGAAAUUUUCCCCUUGUUCUUUACGCUCAAUACGAGCCGUUCUAUUGGCGAAAGCUGGUCGUUGCUUCACUGAACCCGAAGAAUCGUUUUGUGGUAAUCUUCGUGUGGAAGGAAAAGAGGAAUGUGACGCCGGUCUUUUGGGUUCUGAGGAUAACGACAGUUGCUGUGACAAGUUUUGUAACUUGCGUCGCAACCAGGGUGCUGUAUGUAGCGAUAAAAACUCCCCUUGUUGUAAAAAUUGUAUGUUGAUGCCAGCUGGCCAGAAAUGCCGCGAAGCUCAACGAGCUACAUGCGAACAAGAAGCAAAGUGCACAGGUACUAGUUCGGAGUGCCCGGCUUCGGCACCUCAACCGGAUGGCACCGAGUGCUUGGAAAAAGGCCAGUGUCGUAAUGGAACUUGUCUGCCAUUCUGCGAAACGCAGAAUUAUCAAUCGUGCAUGUGCGACACUGUUGCAGAUGCAUGCAAGCGCUGCUGCCGUUACCACCUCAACGACACUUGCUUUCCCUUUGAGCCCUACGAUAUCCUGCCUGAUGGUACACCAUGCGUUCACGGAUUUUGUAAUAGCGGAAUCUGUGAGAAAACUGUUCAAGAUAUCGUUGAACGGUUUUGGGAUAUCGUUGAGGAGCUAAGUAUUAACCGCGUUUUGUCGAUGUUAAAAGACAAUCUUGUUGGAGCCGUGUUAAUAGUUUCCACGCUUCUGUGGAUACCAGCUUCCUGUCUCAUUAGCUGGGUUGACCGCAAACGAAAGCGACAGUUGGAAACAGAAGAAGCAUGGCUCAGAUCAGGAGAACUGAUUCAUCCGUCAGAAAACGGCACCCGCCGCAUUAUUCACGCCCGUCUUAGACCAUCACAGCAGCAACGUUAGCAAGUAACGGAUUUAUUUCUACUGCCCAUUGAAUCAACAUUCGGUUGAGAUUCCGUUUUUCUCGUUGAAACUUAUCAUUUGCGUACAAGUUUCGCAUGCGUGUUAACUUAAGUAUUUUGUUUUAAAUUCCAUCUGAAUGACACGAGAUCUGCACUUUUUUAAGCAGCAAUUUACAAGGAGGUCGAUUUUAGUAAUCUUCCCAUUUCAUUCGUUUUGCGUAUGUGUCUGUGCACUUUGCCAUAAUUUACGUGACUUGUGUAUUUUUUCUAGUCAUCUCAAGUGUUUCGUUAAGUUGACUCAAAAUUUGAAUGUGGAAUACACUGAAUAAUUGUCA
Molecule: messenger RNA, 2666 nt
Organism: Daphnia pulex (common water flea)
Lineage: Eukaryota; Metazoa; Arthropoda; Branchiopoda; Diplostraca; Daphniidae
Gene: Tace
Product: ADAM 17-like protease
Exons: 12
Coding region: 32-2332 (766 amino acids)
Biological process (GO): membrane protein ectodomain proteolysis; Notch signaling pathway
Cellular component (GO): plasma membrane
Molecular function (GO): metalloendopeptidase activity
Source: RefSeq, a predicted model, not a curated record